Messenger RNA from Cuscuta europaea, 1947 nucleotides. NCBI's taxonomy places the organism in Eukaryota, Viridiplantae, Streptophyta, Magnoliopsida, Solanales, Convolvulaceae. The record is from the annotation of a GenBank genome assembly.
CUUCUCACCGGCGUUAUAAAUAUCGCGUGCAUUGCAUUCCUCAUCCACCCGAAACUGUCUAUCAGCUAAUAAUAUCCUUUCACCUUACCUCUCUUCUACAGUUUGAACAUGGCGAGGAAAAGGGUCCUCAGCGCCAUUUUGGUGAUUUUAUCGGCCCUCCUGGCCGUUUCCGCCGCGGAGGGGGAAGAAAAGGAGUACGUUUUGACUCUGGAUCGCUCAAACUUCUCCGAGACUAUCUCAAAGCACAACUUUAUCGUCGUCGAAUUCUAUGCACCUUGGUGCGGGCAUUGCCAGAGACUUGCCCCAGAGUAUGAGAAAGCUGCAUCUUUGUUGAGUAGUCAUGACCCUCCUGUGACUCUUGCAAAAGUUGAUGCCAAUGAGGAAUCAAACAAAGAACUGGCAAGCCAGUAUCAGAUCAAGGGUUUCCCAACGAUUAAGAUCUUACGUGAUGGUGGAAACCUUGUUGAAGACUAUAAAGGUCCACGAGAAGCUGAUGGUAUAGUUAAAUACUUGAAAAAGCAAGUGGGUCCUGCAUCAGCUGAAAUCAAGUCGAAGGAAGAUGCAGCAAGUUUAAUUGAUGACAAAAAAGUUUUUGUUGCUGGCGUGUUUCAAGAGUUGUCGGGAGAUGAAUUUGAAAAGUUCAUCACUUUAGCUGAAAGUUUAAGGUCUGAUUAUGAAUUCGGUCACACACUUGAUGCCAAACUUCUUCCUCACGGUGAAGCAGUUGAGAAGCCCACUCUUCGUGUACUCAAACCAUUUGAUGAGCUGUUUACUGAUUUUCAGGACUUCCAAGUGGAUGCGAUGAAGAAGUUCAUUGCUGAAGCUAGUACUCCUACUGUUACUAUUUUUGAUGACAACAGAGAAAAUCAUCCAUAUGUUAACAAGUUUUUCGAUAGUCCUAAUGACAAGGCAAUGCUCUUUGUUAACUUCAGUAGUGAGAUCCAUGCUUUCAAACCCAAAUACAAUGAUGUGGCGGUCCUUUAUAAGGGAAAGGGAAUCAGCUUUCUGUUGGGAGAUCUUGCUUCCAGUAGUCGUGCACUUGAGUACUUUGGAGUUAAAGCAGAUCAAGCACCUGUUCUCAUAGUUCAGGACAAGGAUCAGCAAAAAUUUAUCAAACCAAAUGUCGAACCAGAUCAAAUUGCAACUUGGCUUAAGGACUACAAGGAGGGGAAGGUGGAUCCAUUUAUCAGAUCUGAGGCUAUCCCUGAAGUCAAUGAUGAACCAGUGAAAGUGGUUGUAACCAAUGCCCUGGAGAGCAUGGUUUUCAAUUCAGGGAAGAAUGUUCUGCUGGAAUUCUAUGCACCAUGGUGUGGCCACUGCAAGAAGCUAGCUCCAAUCUUGGAUGAAGUUGCAGUGUCAUUUGAGAGUCAACCUGAUGUCAUGAUAGCAAAACUGGAUGCAACUGCCAAUGAUGUCCCGGCCAAAAAGUUUGAGGUUCAAGGAUUCCCAACAUUGUACUUCAUAUCUGCAACUGGUAACAUAAUACCAUAUGACGGUGACAGAACAAAAGAUGACAUUAUCGACUUCAUCAAUAAGAACCGUGAUAAUAAGACUGCUGUGACAGAAGAGUCCAACAACUCAGAUGCAGCUAAGGAAGAAGAAUCCACUAAGGAUGAGCUUUAAGAAGGGUUUAGGGAAGCCGAGGAGUAGCAAUGUCAGGUUCAAGUUUUGUCAACGGAGAACUCUUGCCCUUACUUUUUUCUUAUUACUAUGGCUUUUCUUUUCUUAUCCCAAUGAAUAAAAUGUUUUUUGUAUGAAUGUGAGAGGUGUUAUAGUUAGUUUGUAGCUAUUGGUACGUUCUUUAACCAGAAUUAUGUAAGAAUCUUUGAACAAGAAUUAAUCGAUUUGCGGUCUCAUGAGCUUAGAUGCAUGCAUAUGUUGAAAUCUCUAUUGUCAUUUUUAACUAGAGUAGUCACUCCAGUUUCUACUCCGUUAUUUAAAUUCCAA